Molecule: messenger RNA, 777 nt
Organism: Spinacia oleracea (spinach)
Lineage: Eukaryota; Viridiplantae; Streptophyta; Magnoliopsida; Caryophyllales; Amaranthaceae
Product: glutathione S-transferase T3-like
Exons: 1
Coding region: 1-777 (258 amino acids)
Source: RefSeq, a predicted model, not a curated record
AUGUCACAACAAUAUGGUGUAAACCAAAUAAUUCAAAACAGACCAACAACUCCCGGGGGAGAAAGAAGCAGUAACCUAACCCCACCCGAAGAUCCAAGGGGUUCACAACAAGCUGGUAAUGAUGUUGAUGGUGCUAAUGAUGAUGCCGAUGAUGAUGUUGUUGAAACUCCAUAUGAAAGCAACACCAUUGUGUCGAGAGAAAAAUGGGGUGCAAAAGAAGAUGAUGCACUCAUAUCAGCUUGGAUAGAAUGUGCAGUUGAAGAUCCAGAGACGGCAACGGAUCAAAGUUUGGCUAUAAUGUGGAGAAACAUUAUGGCCUUGUAUGAUCAAGCUAGAGAAGAUAUUCCAUCCACCAUGCGCCCUAGAAGUUUGAGAUCUAUGAAAAGUCGGUGGGGAAGAAUAAAUAGAGAUGUGAGUACAUGGGUUGGUUGUUAUGGUGAGGCAAUAAAAAGAUAUAAGAGUGGCACCAACACUCAUGAUGAGAUGACUGAAGCUCAUGAAAUAUAUAGAGGGACGUGUAAUGGUGCACGCUUUGGUUUAAUUGGUUGUUGGGAGAUGUUGAGAGACUUAGACAAAUGGAGACCAAUAGACCUAGAAGUACCUUCUAGUGGUGGUGGCAAUUCGAAAAGAUCAGAACCUGAUACUCCAACUGAUGAAGGUCCAAUAACUCGUACUCGUCGUCGUCGUCCUGAUGGGGUGAAAAAACAAAAAGGAAAGGUAAAUCUGUUGCUAGUUCCGGUAUUCAAAAUGUUGGUAGUUCUAAAAUUCAAAAUUUAG